AUGUCCGAGCAGGAGCCCCUUCUGCCCGCUGCAGCCAACUACGACGGCUGCAGCUCGCUCGAGGCCCAGGAACGCGACCUCGGCUCGAAGAGCACAUACCAGCGCGCCAAAAUCCGCACCGCCGAGGUCCUCGAGUCCACCCCCCUGCACUACUCUGUCAUCUCCCUUGUCCUAAUUGACUCCGCGUGUGUGCUCGCCGACCUCGCCUACACCUUCCUGUCCACCGACUGUACGCCCAUCGAGGGCCCGGAGACCCCACUCUGGCUGAACAUCCUCGCCAACGUCUCUCUCGUCAUCACCACGCUGUUCCUCGCCGAGAUACCCUUCACGCUCUGGGCCCUCGGCGCCCAGUACUACAACCCACGCGGCCCCGUGGUCCACGCGAUACUGCACCUCUUCGAUGCGCUCGUCAUCCUCACCACUUUUAUACUCGAGAUCGUCCUGCGCGGACGCGAGCGAGAACUCGCGUCGCUGCUCGUCAUCCUGCGUCUGUGGCGAUUGGUUAAGCUUGUGCAAGGGAUUGCCGUCAGCGCAGGGGAACUCGACGAGCAACAGGCCGAGCAGCUCGCCGAGACCCGCGAACAACUCAACGACGCGCUCAAAUCUCUCCACGCUGUGCGACAGGAGAACCAAGAGCUCCGUGCACGCAUCGCGUUCACGCACGGCACAGAAACAGCGCGCGACGAACUUUAACCCGGGCUCAUCCCAUUGUGACUUGCAUGUAUACCCUUCUCUGUCUCGCGCCCUGCUUUCUCCUGCUUUCAUGUCCCAGCCUGCA
This is a messenger RNA of Trametes versicolor FP-101664 SS1, 778 nucleotides long. RefSeq lists its product as uncharacterized. The transcript has 3 exons. Bases 1 to 693 code for a protein of 230 amino acids. Gene Ontology annotation, molecular function: voltage-gated proton channel activity. NCBI's taxonomy places the organism in Eukaryota, Fungi, Basidiomycota, Agaricomycetes, Polyporales, Polyporaceae. Gene Ontology annotation, cellular component: plasma membrane. Gene Ontology annotation, biological process: proton transmembrane transport. The record is from RefSeq and is a predicted model, not a curated record.